Penicillium malachiteum is the source of this 912-nucleotide messenger RNA. RefSeq names its product oxidoreductase, short chain dehydrogenase/reductase family. The transcript has a single exon. Bases 1 to 912 code for a protein of 303 amino acids. Gene Ontology annotation, cellular component: intracellular anatomical structure. The record is from RefSeq and is a predicted model, not a curated record. Lineage: Eukaryota; Fungi; Ascomycota; Eurotiomycetes; Eurotiales; Aspergillaceae. Gene Ontology annotation, molecular function: oxidoreductase activity, acting on NAD(P)H, oxygen as acceptor.
AUGGCACAAUCAAACGAAGUAACAGAGCGUGAAGCUUUGACAUCUCGCAUCGUCCCAUCCAUGGUCUUCAGUGAUGGCAGUCCAUCAUCUAUGACACCUGCCCCCAAUGUCCCAAUCGAGAGUGACCCCGCAACUGGAGCCCAGAAACGAUUCGCCGUACGCGGGAAUGCAGUAGUGACCGGUGGUGCAGGAACAUUAGGUCUUCGGUCCUGCGAUGCGCUCCUCGAACAUGGUCUUGAAGGCCUAAUGAUUUUCGACGUUAACCCUGCAAAUUCUGAGAAAGAGAUUACUCAAAUGCGAACCAAGUUCCCCAACGCCAGGAUUCUUACUCGGACAGUCGAUGUAACCGAUGAAGAAGCUGUGCAAGUCGCUAUGGAGGAUACAGCCCAAACACUUGGAUCCAUCGAUACGUUGGUAUGUUUCGUCGGAGUCGUGGGUUGUGUCGAGAGUCUCGAAAUGCCCAUUAGUCAGUGGCGCAGAAUCCUCGAUAUAAAUACUACUGGAUCGUUUGUCUGUGCUCAAGCUGCAGCACGACAGAUGGUGAAACAGGGUACGGGUGGCUCUAUUACAUUUGUGGCUUCUAUGUCUGCGCACCGGGUCAAUUUCCCACAACCUCAGGCUGCGUAUAAUGUGAGCAAGGCGGCUCUCUUAAUGCUUAAGAGUUGCUUGGCGGCUGAAUGGGCGAGAUAUGGUAUCCGGACUAAUACUGUUAGUCCGGGAUAUAUGGAUACUAUUUUGAAUGAAGGUGAUGGCAUCGCUGAGCAUCGGCGUAUUUGGGCGGAACGAAACCCGACUGGGAGAAUGGGAAGUCCGUCUGAAUUGACGGGGACGAUUGUUUUGCUUGCGAGCAGUGCUGGUUCGUAUAUCAAUGGCUCAGAUAUUGUUAUUGAUGGAGGCGCUAUUGUAUUGUAA